Gracilinanus agilis (Agile Gracile Mouse Opossum) is the source of this 2936-nucleotide messenger RNA. RefSeq names its product BEN domain containing 3 (gene BEND3). Gene Ontology annotation, molecular function: DNA binding. Bases 1 to 2508 code for a protein of 835 amino acids. NCBI's taxonomy places the organism in Eukaryota, Metazoa, Chordata, Mammalia, Didelphimorphia, Didelphidae. The record is from RefSeq and is a predicted model, not a curated record. The transcript is spliced from 3 exons. Gene Ontology annotation, biological process: rDNA heterochromatin formation. Gene Ontology annotation, cellular component: heterochromatin.
AUGAACUCAUCUGAAUUCAGUGAUGAUGAAGAAGAAGUAAUAAAAAAUAAUCCUGUGAAAGUGGAGACAGAAGCUGGGGAUGCUGUGCUGGACUGUUCUGUGACUUCUAGGGCUUCAGAGAAGCCCCCAUUGGAUGGCUCUUUUACUUCCCUUCAGGACUCCAGCAAGCGGAAGCCAACUGGGAAUGAUGGCCAUGGGGGCCAACAAGACAUUUUACCUAGUGUGAAAAAGAGACGUCUGAUCCCUGAGGCGCUUCUGGCUGGCAUGAAGAACAGAGACACCAACUCUCCCAACCACGGGAACGGAGAGCAGGCCGGCAAAAGCAAGAGCUCCGGCCUCGGGUGGCUGUGUGACGAGGAGCCCCUGAACGACAUAAGCACCUCUUCCUACAAAAAGCCGCUUUAUGGCAUCUCCCACAAGAUCACUGAGAAGAAGAACCCUCCUGGAGGAGACCAGUUCACCAACUAUGAGCUCUAUGAGAAAGUCACCUCCAGCAACAGCCCGUCACCGCUCCGAUUUCUGAACGAACAGAGGAAGAGAGACUCGAGCAACGCCACACCAGCAGCUGUAGCCACCGGGGCUGAGGGUGACCCCAACAUCUACUCUUUGAUUCAGAAGAUGUUUUACACGCUCAACACGCUGAAUUCCAACAUGUCCCAGCUGCACAGCAAGGUGGACCUGCUGUCCCUGGAGGUGAGCCGCAUCAAGAAGCAGGUGAGCCCCACUGAGUCCGUGGCAGAGUUCCAGCCGCCCCCCGAGUACCAGCUUACUGCCGCUGAGCUCAAGCAGAUCGUGGACCAGAGCUCGUCAGGGGGCGACCUGGCCUGCCGCCUGCUGGUUCAGCUCUUCCCGGAGCUCUUCAGCGACGGCGAGUUCAAUCGCAGCUGCACCACCUGCGGCUUCGUGAACAAGAAGAAGCUCGAGUCGCUCCACCUCCAGCUUAUCCGGAACUACGUGGAAGUGUGCUACCCGUCGGUGAAGAACACUGCUGUGUGGCAAGUGGAGUGCCUGCCCCAGGUCAAUGACUUCUUCAACCGCUUCUGGGCGCAGCGGGAGAUGGAGAGUGGUCAGCCCGGAGGCCAACCGGCUGCCUUCUAUGAGGCGGAGCAGGUGGAGCCCGCCCACUUCCUGGAGGACAAAGAGCAGGAAGAAGCCCUGUCCCUGGACCGGAGCAGCGCCAUUGCUGCUGACCACGUGCUCGACGCCCAGGACCUCAACGAGUUCUUGGAUGAGGCCUCGUCCCCAGGCGAGUUCUCCGUCUUCCUCCUGCACCGGCUCUUCCCCGAGCUCUUCGACCAUCGCAAGCUGGCGGAACGCUACAGCUGCUAUGGCGACGGCGGCAAGCAGGAGUUAGACCCGCAGCGGCUGCAGAUCAUCCGCCGCUACACCGAGAUCUAUUUUCCCGACGUCCAGGAGGAGGAAGCGUGGCAGCAGCAGUGCGCCCAGAGGAUCAACGACGAGCUGGAGGGCCUCUGCCUGGACGGCAGCGAGUGCGAGCCGCUCAGAGAUGACUGCUACGACUCCUCUAGCCUUCCCGACGACGUGUCCAUCAUCAAGGUGGAGGACAGUUUCGAGUAUGAGCGGCCAGGCCGGAGGUCCAAGAAAAUCUGGCUGGUUCCCAUUGACUUUGAUAAACUGGACAUCCCCCCUCCCGACUUCGAAGUGCCCAUGUCCGACUAUCUGCUCAACAAGGAGCAGAUCCGGAGCAUCUACGAGAGCAGCCUGUCCAUAGGCAACUUUGCCUCCCGCCUCCUGGUUCACUUGUUCCCUGAACUCUUCACCCACGAGAACCUGAGGAAGCAGUACAAUUGCAGCGGCUCUCUGGGGAAGAAACAGCUCGACCCGUCCCGCAUCAAGCUCAUCCGGCACUACGUGCAGCUCCUGUACCCCCGGGCCAAGAACGACCGCGUGUGGACGCUGGAGUUUGUGGGCAAGCUGGACGAGAGGUGCCGGCGCAGGGACACGGAGCAGCGGCGCACCUACCAGCAGCAGCGCAAAGUGCUCGUGCCGGGCCUCGAGAGGAGAGACUUCAUGAACUAUGCAAUCAACCCUGAGAGGUUCCGCGAGGAAUUUGAAGGCCCUCCGCUGCCCCCCGAGAGGAGCAGCAAGGACUUCUGCAAGAUCCCCUUAGACGAGUUGGUCGUCCCUUCCCCAGACUUCCCCGUGCCUUCUCUCUAUCUGCUGUCCGACAAGGAGGUCAGGGAGAUCGUGCAGCAGAGCCUGUCGGUGGGCAACUUCGCCGCCCGGCUCCUCGUCAGACUCUUCCCAGAACUCUUUACUCCCGAGAACCUCAGACUGCAAUAUAACCACUCCGGCGCUUGUAACAAGAAGCAGCUCGACCCGACGCGCCUGCGGCUCAUCCGCCACUAUGUGGAGGCUGUGUACCCUGUGGAGAAGAUGGAGGAGGUGUGGCAUUACGAAUGUAUCCCCAGCAUCGACGAGAGGUGCCGGAGACCCAACAGAAAAAAGUGCGACAUCCUAAAAAAAGCCAAGAAAGUCAAGAAGUGACGGGAGCUGGUUCCACCCCGAGAGUCGGGGCGCUGAGUUCUUAGUGAAGGGCACACGGGGAGACUCAGAUGGUUCUUUUUUGGCGGUGGUUAUGGCAUCCCUGAGGGAUGCCCACUCGCAACCAUGGGAAGUGGCUUAACUACAUUUGCACACUUAGAGACCAACUAAAAACACAAGUGACAAAAAGCUUUGAAUUUUUUUCUGGCUCUGGUCCUCAAAACAUAGUUGCGCCCAGUUCCCUUAGUGCUCAGGCAGCCAGACCACUCUGAGCAAUCAUUUUUCCAAGCUAGUAUGGAAAGGUUUUAACUCUUUCCUUUUUACUGUUUAAAUGACAAGUUAUGCAUCUGUAUUGUUUCUCUCCCCCACUUUUUGCAUCUUCCAUUUUUAUCAAUUUUUAAAAAUUAAACAGGAAAACAAACAAAAAAAAU